AAAGAAAAAAAAAAAAGAAAGAAAGAGGGGGGAAUCUCUCUCCUCUCGCCCUCUCUCCUUCCCGAUGAGUUCUUAUUUUGUCAACUCGACCUUCCCGGUGAGCCUGGCGGCGGGGCAGGAGCCCUUCCUGGGACAGCUCCCGCUGUACCCCUCGGGCUACGCGGACCCUCUGCGGCACUACCCGGGCACCUACGGAGCGGCGCAGGACAAGGGCUGCUACUCCUCCUCCUCCUCCUCCUCCUCCUCUCCCUACUACCAGCAGAGCUCGGCGGCGUUCGGCGGCCGCGCCGCCGCCGCCUGCGACUUCGGGCCCGGCGGCUUUUUCAGGGACAAGGAGCCGGCGUGCGCCCCUCCCAGCCUGGACGAGGCGCCCUCCUUCAAGGACUGCGCGCACGGCAAGAGCGCCUUCGGAGAGAGCGAGGAGCAGAAGUGCUCGGCGCCCGUGUACCCCUGGAUGCAGCGGAUGAACUCUUGCAAUAGUUCGUCCUUCGGGCCGAGCGGCCGCCGGGGCCGCCAGACGUACACGCGGUACCAGACGCUGGAAUUGGAGAAGGAAUUUCACUUCAACCGCUACCUGACCCGGCGGCGCCGCAUCGAGAUCGCGCACUCGCUCUGCCUCACCGAGCGCCAGAUCAAAAUCUGGUUCCAGAACCGCAGGAUGAAGUGGAAAAAGGAGAACAAACUGCUCAGCUCCUCGCAGCUCAGCGCCGAGGAGGAGGAGGAGAAGGCGGCCGAGUGAUGCGAGGGGAAUUAAACAAAAAACAGCGACAACAAAAAAGAAUUAAACAAAAAAAAAAGAGAGAGAAAAAAAGCAACAACAACUAAAAAAAGUUAUUUAAAACGCGAGGAGAAAAACGCUAAAAAAUUGGAAUUGAGGGAGGGAGUGGGAUGGCCCAAAGUUUGGGCCACCAAUGCCCUGCACUCCAAUUCCCACUGAAUUUGCCCCAAAAAAAAGCAAAAAUUAACCCGGCUUCUAGUGGGCCCACAAAGUUUGGGCCGCCAACACCUUGGACUCCAAUUCCCACUGAUUUUGUCCAAAAAAACCGCAAAAAUUCAUCAGGCUUCUUCUAGCGGCGUGUUGAGGUUUUUUCACCCUUUCCCUCCUGCUCCGCCAACCCCCCCUCUCAUGGAAAUGGAAUAAUAAAUAAUAAUAAUAAUUAAAAAGUGAGGAGAUGGAGAGAGAGAAGGAGGGAAAGAGAAAAUAGGGAAAAAAAAAUUUAAAAAAUUAAAAAAAAAAAGGACUCCUAGCCGUGUUUCUACCCUUGGUGUCACUGUUAGUAACCUGCUAACUCUUGUAUUUAAUGGAAGUGCUGCAAUAUAUGUCAUUUGGGGUGUUUAUUGUCCUAAUUUUGU
Molecule: messenger RNA, 1353 nt
Organism: Zonotrichia leucophrys gambelii
Lineage: Eukaryota; Metazoa; Chordata; Aves; Passeriformes; Passerellidae
Gene: HOXB6
Product: homeobox B6
Exons: 2
Coding region: 65-739 (224 amino acids)
Biological process (GO): regulation of transcription by RNA polymerase II; anterior/posterior pattern specification
Cellular component (GO): nucleus
Molecular function (GO): DNA-binding transcription factor activity, RNA polymerase II-specific; RNA polymerase II cis-regulatory region sequence-specific DNA binding
Source: RefSeq, a predicted model, not a curated record